UAAUAUGGACCAGUAGGUCUGAGCCAUCAGAGAGAAAAAAAAAAAAACAUGCAAUUUAAUACUAGUUUGCAAGACAAUAUUGGUACGAAAUAUGAACCACUCGAUUUAGAGCAAAAGGCGUACCAAUACGGCAGCUGUAAUGAAGCUAUCCAAAGUGAUAUGGAAACAAGUCAGCCAACGGAAAUUAUAUUAGAGCCAGUACAAACAGAGUUAUCUAGCACUCCAACUGAUUUUACAAAUCAAAAUAAAAGUCGUGCUAUACAAUCUGACCCAGAAUGUCUCGACCGACCCACUGAACCUUCGGACAACCGAUUGCACACUUGCGAUGUCUGCGGCAAAGGAUUCAGUUCAAAUUCAACUUUACAGAAUCACAAAAAUAUUCAUACCGGUGAAAGACCGUACAAAUGCACAGUAUGCAAUAAAGAUUUCACUUCCAAUCGUGGUGUUACUCAACACAUGGCUAUUCAUACGGGUGAUUAUCGGUAUAGGUGUGAUGUAUGUGGCAAGGGUUUCAUUCGAGGUUCAAAAUUGAAGGAGCACGAACGUAUUCAUACCGGGGAACGGCCAUUCAAAUGCAACAUAUGUGACAAAACGUUUCAUAUUGAUAAUAAUCUUGCUCAACACUUGCGCACGCAUACUGGGAAGCCUUCGUUCAAAUGCACCACUUGCGGAAAUGAAUUUGCUAGUAGUACUGCCCUCACCAAUCACCAGUCGGUACACACUGGUGAAUAUAGAUAUAAGUGUGAAGUAUGUGGCAAAGGAUUCAUGAUCAAGUCUCACUUGAAAGUACACGAACACAUCCAUACGGGAGAGCGGCCUUAUAAAUGUACUGUGUGCGAGAAAGAUUUCUCCAGUAAGUUUGGCUUAACAUCACACAUGUUUAUUCACACGGACGAGUUUCGGUACAAGUGUGAUAUUUGUGGCAAAGGCUUCCAUUUUCGUUCGAAUGCCGAAAAUCACGUACGUAUUCAUACGAGUGAGUACCCGUUCAAAUGCAGUGCAUGUGACAAACGUUUCCGACGCAAAUUAAAUCUUACGGAACAUAUGCGCAUUCACACGGACGAGCGACCUUAUCAAUGCACCAUGUGUAGUAAAGACUUUACAAGGAAGUUCUGCCUCAACGCCCACAUGCGUCUUCAUAACAGCGAACCAUCGCAUGAAUGCAUCAUAUGCGGAACAAGUUUUCACACCAAAUAUGCUUUAGCUAAGCAUAAGUUUAGCCACACGGGCGAAUAUUGUUGUAAAUGUGAUGUAUGCGGCAAAGGAUUUCAUGACCACAGAUUUUUAAAGGAACAUGAACGUGUGCAUACAAGUGAGCGCUCGAUCAAAUGCAGCGUAUGUGGCAAAGGUUUUCGACGCAAAACGAAUCUUACCAUGCACAUGCAUCUUCAUACGGGUGAGCGGCCCUAUCAAUGCAGCGUGUGUAGCAAAGGUUUCAUCAGAAAAAGCUACUUAACCGCACACAUGUCUCUUCACAAGGACGAAGCAUCGUAUAAAUGCAACAUAUGUGAUAAGAAACUUGCCACUAAAUUUUCUUUAGCUAGACAUAAGAUUUCCCACACGGGUGAUUAUUGUUGUAAGUGUGAUGUGUGUGGCAGAGGAUUUACUGAUAGCAAACUUUUAAAGCGACACGAGCGUAUUCAUACAGGUGAGCGACCGUUCAAAUGCACUGUGUGUGAACGAGACUUUUCCAAUGAACGCUCGCUUACGGGGCACAUGUCUACUCACACAGGCAAGUAUCGAUUUAAUUGUGAUAUGUGCGGCAAAGGUUUUCUGGACAGUACAAGCAUGAAGAAGCACAAGCUGAUUCAUACUAGUGGGAGACAAUUCAUAUGCCUCAUAUGUGACAAAGCUUUCAAGUACGAAGUGACUCUUACCAGACACAUGCGCCGUCAUACGGGCGAUCGAUUGUAUAAAUGCCCCACAUGCGGGAAGGAUUUUACAACGCAGUAUCGUUUAACCAAACACAUUACUAUUCACUCGGAAAACUUUCGAUAUAAAUGUCCCGUGUGUGACAAAGGCUUCAGUGAACUAUCUAACUUGAAGGCACACGAGAGCAUUCAUUCGGUUGAGAAACCGUUCAAGUGCGUCGUGUGUGAACAACAAUUUAAGCUGAAGCAUAUCCUCGUGAGACACAUGACACAAAGGCACACGGGCGAGAAACUCCCUUUGUAAUAUUCAUCUCAUAAGACACAUUGACGUAGCGUAAGUGUAAAACAAGUAGUUUUCAAGUAUUUAUUUUAGGCAAUGAUGGUAAAGUGAAAUUUCUUGCAUUAAUUCGAACAAACCUGAAAUAUAUUGUUUGGAUGGAAAUGAAGAAGCUGUUUUAAUUGACAUAUUGGUCUAAUUCUGCCUUUCUCGACUGGUGCAAUGCCAAACGGUAUUUGCAAUCAUGAGCUGAGCUGAAGUAGAUCGCCCGUAGUUGCAUUUUGUGAUUGACCGAAUGAGUGGAAAUGUACAAUGAAUCAAGAAAAUGACGCUUAGGAGAAGCAAAUCAUUUUCACUGUACAUACCCACUCACUCGUAACUUUUUAUUAAAUGAUAAAGAACGACGCUGGCUACGACCAAAGGCUGUGCUACUAAGGGAAAGGAAGGCAUGUUAGUCCGAGACCGCGGGUACCACUGUAUCUUCACGAGCAUCACGGGAUAGGAGAUAUGUUUUGGUAAACAAUAUGAUCUCAACAAAACCUGAUUUUCGAUAGAGAUGAGAAAUAUAAUAAGUAAGAAAAAUAUAAAAUAUCUCCAAGGAAUCGUGCCUCACCAGUAUCCCUUUUCUCCUGCUCACUCUGCUGUCAGCAACGCGAGAUGAAACAAGACCACUGAAAGAAUUAAAUAAAAACACUCGCGAAUGAGUUAUUUGCAGAACAAAGCCUAGACCUUCAGUCUGAAUGAAACGAUCGACUUGUAAACUUUCACACAUUCCAUAGAAAUCCAACAACACCGACAAUGACAUACAGACGGCGUUUCGAUCAGUUAACAGGUUAAUAUCGUUGAAUUUUGGGGCGGUAAAUUCUCAUUUCCCUCCGCUUGAGCAUCUUUAGAUUCGCGGAUAAACAUUAUUCAAUGAAUAGCACUCUCACUAUUAAACACACAUUUUCCACAUCUGCACUAUCACUAAGAAUAACUGUUUCAACCAAAUUAUUAACUAUACGUAGCAAACAACACAUUGAAAUUAUAUUGUGCAUGCAGAUAAAAAUCGGAAGCGACGUCUCUCUCGCCUGAUUAUGUUGCUCCAGCGAAGUUCACUGUGCCACAAUGAUGGGACUGGACGUCGUGGUCAGAACUUCCUACCAGCAGGAACAACAACAGACGCUCUGCAUGGUAUAAAGCCGCCUCAAACACUCAGGUUUCGCUCUCAAUUGUUU
This is a messenger RNA of Malaya genurostris, 3365 nucleotides long. Its product is annotated as zinc finger protein 883-like. Lineage: Eukaryota; Metazoa; Arthropoda; Insecta; Diptera; Culicidae. Gene Ontology annotation, cellular component: nucleus. The record is from RefSeq and is a predicted model, not a curated record. Gene Ontology annotation, biological process: regulation of transcription by RNA polymerase II. Gene Ontology annotation, molecular function: DNA-binding transcription factor activity, RNA polymerase II-specific; RNA polymerase II transcription regulatory region sequence-specific DNA binding. The coding region runs from base 49 to 2175 and encodes 708 amino acids. The transcript has 3 exons.